Messenger RNA from Cladophialophora yegresii CBS 114405, 915 nucleotides. RefSeq lists its product as uncharacterized. The record is from RefSeq and is a predicted model, not a curated record. Lineage: Eukaryota; Fungi; Ascomycota; Eurotiomycetes; Chaetothyriales; Herpotrichiellaceae. Bases 1 to 915 code for a protein of 304 amino acids. The transcript has 2 exons.
AUGUCUCCUGCCAAAGAGGCCGCCAAAAUCGUCUUCAUCAACGUCCCAGGUGACAAGAAUGCACUGUCGCAGCGUGAUCGCGAACUGCAAGCUGCGGAAGCGCGUGCGCACGCGGCGCGAGUAUCCAGGCGUCCUCCUCAAAAGGCUGGUGUCGUGAAGCACGAACCAGACGGCCAUCUCGGAAUCACAUUGUCGGCAUUGCUUGGUUCGCCCAAUGCCCUUGCCGUACGACCAUCGCGUCGGAAAGCAAAGCGAUGGCCCAAGGUCCAGGAAGAGGGAGGUGAAGAUUAUGAUACAUCACUGAACAAAAGAAGGCUGCAUGCUGUCUCGGCGUCCAGCUUGGGUCAAGGUCAAGUAGAUCCGUUCGACAGUGCGCCUGUCAAGGGAUUGGACAAUUUCAUCUACUCGAUUCUCGACUUCGCAUACGACUAUGCGUUUCCCUCCUUCGUCCCAGCUGCUCCUGCCACUGCUUUACCCACUCACCGUGCCAAUCGGCGUAGGCUUGGUCGAGAAUUUGGGUUCCUUCUCGAAGCUCAGAUAGUGGCGGCUGCCAAAUUCCAAAUGAGCCCCAUGAUCUCCUUGACGAAUCAAGACAGGAGACGUAUACAGGCGAUUAACGAGGUCCACGAGAAAAGAGCCGUUGACCUCCUCGAUCAGGAGCUUCGGCACCUAAACACUGCUCCGUCUGAUACCCUAAUUUAUGCUUCAGCCCUGCUGGCCUACGUUUCAGGGCCUAAUUAUGAUUGGACCUCUACCAAACAUCCUAAAUCACCGCUCGCAACAGUCCAGAAUCUUCACGCCAUGGGUCAUCUUGAUAUCAUUCCGGACCGCGUUCAAGGCGUGCGGACAUUGGUACAGCUGCGGGGCGGUAUUGACGCACUAAGCAUGCCUUUUCAGCGCAUCGUUUUGACAUAG